Messenger RNA from Aspergillus luchuensis, 1590 nucleotides. Its product is annotated as ferric reductase family protein. The transcript has 5 exons. Gene Ontology annotation, molecular function: ferric-chelate reductase activity. Gene Ontology annotation, cellular component: plasma membrane. NCBI's taxonomy places the organism in Eukaryota, Fungi, Ascomycota, Eurotiomycetes, Eurotiales, Aspergillaceae. Bases 1 to 1590 code for a protein of 529 amino acids. Gene Ontology annotation, biological process: copper ion import; iron ion transport; intracellular iron ion homeostasis. The record is from RefSeq and is a predicted model, not a curated record.
AUGAAUGCAUUGGCCAUUUACGCAAUUGCGGCUGGCGGUAUCUUGGCCGGGCUCUUCCUGGCCCGAACCCUCUCUAUCCUUAUGAACUGGACAACUCUGCUUUCUGUUCUCACUUCUCGACAUCUAACCCUCCCUUUUAUUGUUCAUAGACAUCGGCUUUGGGGGCCGUGGUCUCGAGUCGGUGUUCUUCUGCACGUGUCAUAUGCCGCGAUCAAUGUCUUUCUCGUUCUCUAUAAAAUAAAAUCGUUGGCUGGCGCUGGCCGUCGGGCAGGGGAAUUAGCCCUAGUCAAUCUGAUUUUUCCUUUAUCGGCGACCCAUCUAAGCAAUUUAGCUGAUCUUCUUGGUAUUACCUGGCGCACCUGUCGCAGAAUUCACCGCGCUGCUGGUUGGAUGGCCGUUGCUCUGCUGUCAUUUCACAUCAUUGCGGCAGUCCAGGACCGGCAAUUUAGUUUUCCGCUCGAUCAACCGCAAAAUCUAUUUACCACGAUCGGUGCUACAUCACUGGGUGUCCUUGCCCUGUUUUCCAUUCCAUGGUUUCGCCAGUGGUCGUACGAGAUCUUUCUCCGAGGGCAUCAGAUCCUGACAGGUUUUUUUAUCUACGGCACCUGGCGUCAUCUUCCGACCAAGAGCGGCCCUCCAAAGCUUUAUUUCUGGAUUGCUAUGGGGAUGCUGGGGCUAACCUCAUGCUCGCAGCUGAUAUCGCUGUUAUAUCGAAACGGGCUAUUUGCUGGCCACGGUGCUCCCAGGGCCCUCGUAUCGUUCACCUUUAGGAAAUCGAAGGAGAACGGCCUUACCGUAACAGCUGCCCGGAUUCGCGUCCUCUUGCCUCGACCAGUCCAUGUUGAGGCCGGGCAGUAUAUCAACCUCUGGAUACCAUCGGUUGGUUUAUGGUCAUGGACACAGACACACCCAUUCACAGUCACAUCAUGGUCACGCGGUAGACAGGAAACGAUGGAGCUACUUGUGCAACCACGAAGUGGUUUAUCCGCUGAUCUUGUUAGUCACGCCUCAGUGGCCGCAGAAAGCUCGGUGUCUUUCUUGGCCUUGUUCACUGGACCUCAUGGGACGAGUGAGGACGUCAGUCAAUAUGAGAGUGCCUUGUUUAUCGCGAGUGGGUUUGGAAUAGCCGCGGCAAUUCCGUACCUUAAGAAAAUGAUCUACGGUUAUAACACCUGCACCCUACAGAUUCGCCGGCUUCACUUGGUAUGGCAAGUAGAGUCUAUUGACAUGACAAUGGCGGCCCAGGGCUUGCUCAAUAGUCUCCUCGAGGACGACAUCAUAGAUAAAGGCUAUAUCCUCAACAUAUCUAUCUACGUGAAGAAUGGCCUCGCACACAGUAAAAUACCUUUUGGGAAGCAUGAACGAGUCUGCCUUUACCAGGGCGCGCCUGAUUAUAGAAGUAUCAUCUCGCUGGAGGCAUCCGGCGACCAGAUCGAAAGGCUGCCGAACAUCCGGGACGAGCAAGGUCGGACACUGGUGAUGGUCUCCACAGCGGAGAAUCUCAGAGAUCACAUACGGGAGAUCGUCCGAGAUUACCUGCAUCAGGGUGUAAAGCUUUCAGAAGUAGAGUACCAGCCCAAUGCUGGUUGA